Molecule: messenger RNA, 1454 nt
Organism: Vitrella brassicaformis
Lineage: Eukaryota; Vitrellaceae
Source: the annotation of a GenBank genome assembly
AAUGUGGAAAACACCUGACAUUGAUUGCCGUGGCACAUACAAUCGCCCGCUAACACACAGCAUAGGCACCAGCAUGCACGCCCACACACGCAGAGAGAAAGAGAAAAAGAGAGAGAAAGAGAGCGCGAUAGAGAACAGAACACCAGCCCGUUCUCGUGUGUCGUGCGUAGCUUCAUAUAAAAUGUGUCUCGAGGAAGUCGAGAAGCCGAUUGCGUUGCACAUCCAUGGCGGCCUGCAACGCCUCGGACGUCGCUAACCGCAGCGUUGUCGUGUCGAUGUGAGGGUGGGACACACGCGAGAAGAAAAAGGAGGAAGUGAGCGACGCACUCUCGUGCAGUACGCAGCCAGCCAGCCAGCCGGCCGCCACACCCCCCUCUCGUCGUCGGGGGGUGUGGGGCCGGCUGGGACUAUUGCAGCUGUGUCCUAUGCCGUACCAGUGGCGUGCCCGCGUAGGCGAUAGUGUUGCGCAAAAGGACAUCACUGAUGGCGGCGACGGCAGACUCCAGGUAGCAACAGAACAUGCUGUAAGGACAGAGGAGAGAGACAUCCGCACACACAGACACACACAGGGCUUGUGUGGUCCUCGCAGCUGUCCAGUCGACUCACUUGGUGCUGGCGGGCUCGAAGUGCAGGACCUCCAUCGUGUACCGGCGAGCGAUGGCGAGGGCGUCUGUCUGGGUCGGGGGCCGGUUUGGGACGAGCCGGGCACGGUCGAAGGCCUCCUGCAGGUUGCCGUCAAAGAACAGGCCCAGCAUGAGAAGGACAUACUUGAGGAAGCGGCUUGUAGUCAUGAGUGUCACAUGCGACAUGACGACAAUCGUAUCCAGCCGCUGGCCGAACUUGCCGAAAGACCGCUUGCCGCACUCGGCGAAACGGUCGAAGAACGCCGAGUCAGUGGCAGGAUUCUUGGUCGCUUCACGAAGGGCGUCACCGCACUGCACGUCCAGUGCUGCCAGGGGCUCGAUGAGCUCGUGAAGGACGGGAUGCAGCAGCUGCACCCCAUCCUGGACAAUCUGCGCUGGGAGCCGCUCGUGGGCGGUGGUGGCUACAUGCUGCAGGUAGCGUCGACGAAUUUUCACCACAUAGCAGGGGGGAAGCCGCAACGUCCUCUUGGCGCCUUGGUUGAUUUGUGUCCUCGCCGACGAACUGACCGCGCACCACCUGCAGACGCCUGCAAACAUUCACAGAAUACCGUGACGGGCUCGACAUCGUGCGACAGUGCAGCAGAGCCCACUUGAGGUAUUCCUCAAUGCUGCCGAUGAAGUGAAGCUUUGGAGGGCGCACGCCGAAGAGUGUGACGGCAUCAUAGCGCUUGUUCUGCACCCGGUCGGCAAUGUGGAAUUGCUGGUUGUCAGUCAGCUGCCGGUACGCAGGCAGGCGGGCCCGCAUCGCGACGCCGGCGAGCUGGUUGGCUUGAACACCGGCGGGCGUUGGUCUCCUUCUGCACUCCUCUU